This is a messenger RNA of Tinamus guttatus (white-throated tinamou), 4470 nucleotides long. The record is from RefSeq and is a predicted model, not a curated record. NCBI's taxonomy places the organism in Eukaryota, Metazoa, Chordata, Aves, Tinamiformes, Tinamidae.
AUGAGAUAUGCAAUGCUGUACAUUUCUCUUGUAAUACUGCUUUUUUCUUGUCAAAAGUGUGCAGUUCGUGCAGCCACAGAAGGCAGAAUCCUUGUGCUGGAAGGUUUGGAGAAAGCCGAGCGCAACGUCUUGCCCGUGUUGAACAAUUUGCUGGAGAACAGGGAAAUGCAGCUGGAAGAUGGUCGUUUUCUCAUGUCUGCAGAACGUUACGACAAACUUUUGCAGGAUCAUACAAAAACAGAGCUGGAUGCAUGGAAGAUUGUUCGGGUUAGUGAAGAUUUUCGAGUAAUAGCUUUGGGUCUGCCAGUACCUAAAUAUUCUGGUAACCCUUUGGAUCCUCCCCUUCGCUCUAGAUUUCAAGCUAGAGAUGUUUAUCAUCUGCCCUUUAAGGACCAUCUUCAGCUAUUAUAUUCAAUUGGAUCAAACAUUUCUACAGAGAGAGUUUCUCAGCUCCUGUCUUUUGCUACAACUCUCUGCUCUCAAGAAUCUUCUACGCUGGGACUUCCAGAUUUUCCUCUAGACAGCCUAUCGGCUGCGGUUCAGAUUUUGGAUGCUUUUCCUAUGAUGUCAGUCCAGCAUAUUAUUGACCGGCUUUACCCCUAUAAUAUUUUUCUUGGAAAGGAAGGCAGGACUGCAGUCAAAGAUACAUUAAAACGUUUUGAGCUACAGGAUUCAAAAAGCCAUUUGGUUCCCGGAAGGAUUACCAAAGUAGAAAGUGUUCUUGGAAAUAAAACCUUCAAGGCUGAUGUAGCUGUCCAGAUUGGUGAUAAAGAAGUGUUUUUCCAGGUUCCUGUUGGGACUGGACCAUUAAAGCUUUCUGGAUCAGAUUCUUUCAUAAGGACUCCCAGUCAUGAUCAGCUGUUGGCAGAAAUGAUGCAAUCCCAUAUGGUUAAAGAUAUGUGUUUAAUUGGAGGAAAAGGCUGUGGCAAAACAGUUAUUGCUAAGGAGUUUGCUGAUAUACUGGGAUACAGCGUAGAACCUAUCAUGCUGUAUCAAGACAUGACAGCUAGAGAUUUGCUGCAGCAAAGAUACACCCUUCCUAACGGAGACACCGCGUGGAGACCAUCGCCACUUGUUACGGCUGCCCUGGAAGGAAGGCUGGUCAUUCUGGAUGGCAUUCAUCGAAUUAACCCUGGCACUCUGGCUGUGCUGCAAAGGCUAAUUCAUGACAGAGAACUGACUCUCUAUGAUGGCACCAGAUUGUUAAGGGAAGAUAGAUAUGAAAACUUAAAAGAAGAAUUGCAGGUCUCUGAUGAGAAACUACGGGAAAGGUCUAUCUUCCCUAUCCACCCCUCGUUCAGAAUAGUUGUCCUAGCAGAACCUCCCGUCAUUGGAAGUAGCACCCAGCAAUGGUUGGGUCCAGAGUUCCUGACGCUCUUUCUCUUUCAUAAUGUUAAACCUUUAAGCAAGAAGGAAGAAAUUCAAAUUAUUAAAGAAAUGAUUCCAAAUGUGCCCAGGGUUGCUGUGGAACAGUUGUUGUCAUUAACACACAAGCUUCGGGAGACAAAUGACGCCACAGCACAAUCACUGGCUUCAUCUUUAUCUACUCGACAACUGUUGCGAAUUUGUCGUCGACUGUCGCACCAUCCAGAUGAAAGUCUUCACUACGCUGUUAACAAAGCCUGCCUUUCCAGGUUUUUACCCAACCUUGCCAGGUCAGCUUUACAGAAAAAUCUGGUGGAUUCUGGUAUUGAGACCAGUGCAGAUGAUACAAGGACACUAGAGGAGAAGGAUUAUACCUGUGAAAUAAGCAAUGGGAUUCUGAAGAUAGGGGCUGUAACUAUGCCAAUUUAUAACCCAGCUGAGAAAAUGAAAGUGCCUGAUGUGUUGUUUUAUGAAAACACUCAGCACAUGAUGGUAAUGGAGGAUAUGCUUAAAGACUUCCUGCUUGGAGAACAUCUUCUUCUGGUUGGCAAUCAGGGUGUUGGGAAAAACAAGAUCGUUGACAGAUUCCUUCACCUCUUAAACAGACCCAGGGAGUAUUUACAGUUGCAUAGAGAUACCACUGUGCAAAGCCUUACUCUACAACCUUCUGUUAAAGAUGGACAUAUUAUAUAUGAAGAUUCACCACUGGUAAAAGCAGUGAAGUUUGGACAUAUUUUGGUAAUUGAUGAGGCAGACAAAGCACCAACAAAUGUCACCUGUGUCUUGAAAACUUUAGUAGAAAGUGGGGAAAUGGUUUUGUCAGAUGGAAGGAGAGUCGUUGCCAAUCAUGCUAAUAUACUGGGGAGAGAAAAUGUAAUAGUAAUUCAUCCUGAUUUUAGAAUGAUAGUACUAGCAAACAGACCUGGAUUUCCUUUCUUAGGGAAUGACUUUUUUGGCACUCUAGGGGACAUUUUUAGUUGCCAUGCUGUUGAUAAUCCCAAACCACAGUCCGAAUUGGCUAUGCUUAGGCAAUAUGGACCUGAUGUGCCAGAGCCAGUUCUUCAAAAAUUGGUAGCUGCUUUUGGGGAACUCAGGAGUUUGGCUGAUCAAGGAAUCAUUGCCUAUCCCUAUUCAACUAGAGAAGUUGUGAAUAUUGUAAAACAUUUACAGAAAUUUCCAGCUGAAGGAUUGGCAAACGUUGUUCGAAACGUGUUUGAUUUCGAUUCGUACAACAAAGAAAUGCGUGAAAUUUUAAUCAGCACUUUGCACAAACAUGGGAUCCCUAUCGGAGCAAAACCGACGAAUGUACAGCUGGCCAAGGAACUGCCGUUACCAGAACAUAAAUUUAUGGGCUACUGGAAAAUUGAGGACACGGGAAGUGCACGACAGAAAUUGCUGUGUCCAACAGAAACUCAAAGAAUAGAUAUAAAGGGACCUGUUCACUUAAAUAUUCAAGGAUUUCCCAUUGAGCGACAGGAAGCCCGGGCCCUCAGCUUCUCAGAAGAGCUUGCCUUUUGGACGCUGCCUUUGAACGAGGUUAACUUCGUUUGUGAUGUUGCUGUAACAAAAGAAGAUGAAGCUGAGAAUGUCCUUUACGUUGCUACAUGCAAUCCUGUUUCCUUGUACUUUAUGAAUGUUUCUAGUAAGAGUGGAUACUUCGUGGAUCUUUAUGACCUCUUCCCCAGAACAGUUGGAAAUGUCUGGCAGCCUUUUGUGACUGUGGCGCCCCUGGGAAAUCCACUCAAAGGGCAAGUGAUUCUACAUGAAGAGCAGAGUAACGUUGUGUUGUUGCUGGAUACAAACAGUGGCGCCCUUCGACGGCUUUUGCUCUUACCAGAUACUCCAGAGAGUCCCAGGAAAACAUCUUGGUGGAGCAGCAAGGAGGAGACGAGCAGCUACAAAAUGUGCCGGGAGUUUUCGCACAAAAACUGGCUGGUGUUCUACAAAGAAGAAGGAAACCGCCUUAUUGUGUUAGAUGUACUGGAGGGUCAAACUCAUACUAUUUCCCUUCCAAUCAAUCUCAAAUCUGUUUUCCUAGUGGCUGAAGAUCGGUGGCUGUUGGUGGAAAACCAGACAAAUCGGAAAUUUCUUUUAACCAAGCGUGCCCAUAUGGAAAAGGAAGACAGUGAAGUUUGCCAGCUGUAUGCACUGAGUGAAGAACCUGCUGACAUGGGGUUUGGCUUAACAACAGCGUCAGAACUGUGUGUGCCGCACGCAGUUUCAAGUGACCAGCUAUCUUCAGAAAACCUCAGUGCAGCUGUGGGACAAAAGAUCAGCUCCCCCAACAGGAUUUUCUCAGAUGAACAUAAUUAUGCUACUAUUGUCAUUGGUUUCCCAGACCUCUUGUCUCCCAGUGAAGUGUACAGCUGGAAAAGAAACUCCUCUCUGAGUCGCAGACACACUUCUCCUUCUGAUUCAUUUUAUUACGGAGCCCGGAGGAAAACAGGAGCUGCAAAACAAACCAAUUGUGUAACUUUAUUGGCUUCUAAUCAAAUAGUCAGAAUUAUAGCACCUGGAAAUGUGCCUUUGAAAGACAUUUACCCAAAAGAUGUCACUCCUCCACAAGCUGCUGGAUACUUGGAAGUAACAGAUCUCAACUCAAAGAAAAUCAAAUACAUUGCUAUUCCUAGAUCAGAGUCUCUCUCUCCGUAUACAUCGUGGCUCUCCGAGAUCUCGGACACAGAUGCCCUCUUGGCACCCCUGGGCAAAGUGGGUCUGGUCAGUGUGGACAUGGGAGGUGGCGUGAGGCUUUGGGAGACCGGGCUCGAGAGCCUGCAGCGUUCCCUGCAGGAGUGGAGGAACAUGAUCGGCCAAGAGGAUGGCCGGCCCGUGCAGAUAACGGUUGAGAGGGACAGUGGUUUGGACGUCAGUUCUCCCAAGCAUGGAAAGGUCGAUCCAGAUAACGCGCCUCAUUUUGGUGGGAACACUUGGGCCGGUGGAACAGGUGGGAGAGACACUGCUGGCCUAGGUGGUAAGGGUGGGCCAUACCGAUUGGAUGCUGGCCACAAGGUUUACCAAGUAUCGCAGGCUGAAAAGGAUGCUGUUCCCGAAGAGGUUAAGAGAGCUGCACGGGAGAUGGGUGAAAAGGCCUUUAGACAAAGGUAA